AUGCAAGAUGAGGAGCUGUUACGCAAGCCCUCCCAGGGCAAGCUGACAUCCCUUCUUACCGACUGGGUGCACGGCUGGCAAGCGACUGCUCUCCUCCUCCAUGCAAUAGGCAUCUGUCCUAUGGCGACUCCCAGCGUCUGGUACAGCCCCCAUGGCUCCCUCAAUACCGAGCCUAUGCUCCGUGCCAGGGGCAUCGAUCCCCACAACCCCAGCAUUACCAACACCGCCGCGGCAGCAGCCCGCAUUGCCGCUCAUACUGCCCUCUUCACAGCUGCCAAACUGCACCACGGUAUGCCCUUUGCAGGCGCUGCGGCGCGAUCUGCAAUACCCCAGCCCAUUGGCUCGCCUCGCACACAGGUCCUGAAGCUUCUGCUGUGCCGCUCAUCGAUGUCCGGACGCAACCCGCGCAUUCGAUCCCCUUACUUCCUGUCCCCUACUCACGUUUAA
Thermochaetoides thermophila DSM 1495 is the source of this 447-nucleotide messenger RNA. RefSeq lists its product as uncharacterized. NCBI's taxonomy places the organism in Eukaryota, Fungi, Ascomycota, Sordariomycetes, Sordariales, Chaetomiaceae. The transcript has 2 exons. Bases 1 to 447 code for a protein of 148 amino acids. The record is from RefSeq and is a predicted model, not a curated record.